GCGGACCUGUGCCACAGCCGCAAGUUCAGCGCAGCUUGCAACUUCAGCAACAUCCUCGUCAACCAGGAGAGGCUCAACAUCAACACGGCUACCGAGGAGGAGCUGAUGACCCUCCCCGGGGUCACCCGGGUGGUGGCCCAGAACAUCGUGGAGUACCGGGAGUACAUCGGUGGCUUCAAGAAAGUGGAGGACUUGGCGCUGGUGAGCGGGGUGGGGGCAGCCAAGCUGGAGCAGGUGAAGUUUGAGAUCUGCGUGAGCAGCAAGGGGAGCUCGGCCCAGCACUCGCCCAGCUCCCUGCGCAAGGACCCGGCCUCUGAGCAUCACCUCUCUGCCACCAAGAUCAACAUUAACACGGCUACCCCGGCCCAGCUCAUGAGCAUCCGUGGCAUCACCGAGAAGAUUGCCAACAGCAUCGUGGACUACCGUAAAGAGCACGGACCCUUCAAAAGUAUCGAGGACCUGGUGAGGAUGGACUGUAUCAAUUCCUCCUUUCUGGACAAAAUCAGGCAUCAGAUUUUUGCAGAGCGGUCCCGGCCCCCUUCGACCAACACUAACGGUGGCCUCAAUUUCACAGCCAAGCCUCACCCCAGCCCCACUUCUCUGAGCCUCCAGAGCGAGGACUUGGACUUUCCUCCUGGGGGUCCGACCCAGAUCAUAUCCACUCGCCCCUCUGUGGAGAUGUUCGGGGGGGUGAGAGACGGCAGACCUGUCCUCAGGGUGGCUACCUGGAACCUGCAAAGCUGCUCCAUCGAGAAAGCCAACAACCCAGGCGUGCGGGAGGUCGUGUGCAUGACGCUGCUGGAGAACAG
Molecule: messenger RNA, 809 nt
Organism: Cariama cristata (Red-legged seriema)
Lineage: Eukaryota; Metazoa; Chordata; Aves; Cariamiformes; Cariamidae
Gene: EEPD1
Product: endonuclease/exonuclease/phosphatase family domain containing 1
Exons: 1
Biological process (GO): DNA repair
Cellular component (GO): plasma membrane
Molecular function (GO): DNA binding
Source: RefSeq, a predicted model, not a curated record